AGCUCAGCUCCAGGUACGCAUCUACCCCGUCUCCCCGCAUUUAUCUCCUUUCACCUGUGGUCUUAUCACCUCCCUGUCUACGGAGUAUAUUUCUGCAUUUUUUAUCUGGAGAUAGAAUAUAUUUACUCUACCGUUGAUGGCUCUGCCGUCUGCACGCAUUUUCAGACCAGUCACUUACUCCUGUCGAUACCUACGCAGUCCCUCGUUCCCACGUCCUUGUUGGGGUCCCCCGCCCACGACUCGCAGAUUCACCACCAUGCCCUCGCAGGCCGCCUUACUGAUCGGAAAAAUCACCCAUGCCCGCAAGGAAUGGGAAGCGCUCUCGUCGAUAUUGACUCUGAAGGUAGGCGAUAA
Messenger RNA from Rasamsonia emersonii CBS 393.64, 354 nucleotides. RefSeq lists its product as uncharacterized. The transcript has a single exon. Lineage: Eukaryota; Fungi; Ascomycota; Eurotiomycetes; Eurotiales; Trichocomaceae. The annotation marks the transcript as partial. The record is from RefSeq and is a predicted model, not a curated record.